AUGGGUGGAGCCCCGGAAAAUUCGAUGGAUCCAGUCGAAUUGUCCGCAAAAACAGAUAUCGAAGCACCGCCUGUGAAGCUUGUUGUCACGGAAAAGGAUCGUGAUCCUGAUCUGGUCGAUUGGGAUGGUCCUGAUGAUCCUGAAAACCCAUUUAAUUGGCCUUCUUAUAAGAAAUGGCGACAGUUAAUUUUCAUGGCUAUUAACACAUUCAUGACCCCCCUCGCCUCCUCAAUGUUCACACCAGGUGUAGCAGAUAUCCAGAAAGAGUUUGGCUCUGACAGUACAAUGAUGGCCUCAUUCCUAGUGUCAAUCUACGUCCUAGGUUAUGUUGUCGGUCCGUUCCUGAUAGCGCCGCUAUCUGAAUUAUACGGGCGCAUUCCCCUCUACCACACCUGCAAUAUCUUCUUGUUGAUCUUCACCAUCGCAUGUGCCGUCUCGCAAAGCUUACCUCAGCUUCUAGUCUUCCGGCUCCUGGCGGGUAUCGCGGGUGUUUGUCCGCUGACAAUCGGCUCAGGCACCGUGGCUGACAUGGUGUACAAGGAGAAACGUGCCGGUGUCAUGGCCAUCUGGGCGAUGGGCCCGUAUAUGGGACCGGUGGUAGGGCCUGUUGCGGGUGGUUUCUUAGUGGAGGCUGAGGGGUGGAGAUGGGUAUUUUGGGUUCUUGCUAUUACCAUUGGUGUUAUCCUGAUUGGUUCAGUAUUCUGCUACCGAGAGUCUUACGCGCCGGUGUUACUGCGACGGAAAGCAGCACGACUGCGCAAAGAAACUGGGAAUCCCAAUCUUCGCUCUAUUUUCGAUAAUGGGGCUAGGCUACCUCGUCAAAUCUUCUUCUCUGCUCUUUCGCGUCCCAUCAAGCUGCUUUUUACCUCACCCAUUGUCUUCAUGAUGGCGCUCUUCGCCGCUAUCACCUAUGGAUAUCUCUACCUGAUGUUCACCACCAUGACGUCCAUCUUCGAAGACCAAUACGGCUUCAGCCAGGGUCUCGCGGGUCUAGCCUACCUUGGCUUUGGAGUAGGCUGUGCCCUCGGUCUACUCAUCGUUGGAAAAUCAGUCAACAAAAUCGCAGCCAAACACUCAGCUGAGGGCCGUUUCGCACCGGAAUCGCGUCUCCCGCCAAUGCUGUACGGGUCUUGGGCCAUUCCGGUCGGGCUCUUCUGGUAUGGAUGGUCAGCACAGGAGAAGGUUCACUGGAUCAUGCCGAUUAUCGGUACUGCCAUUUUCGGUUUCGGUCUCGUGGCUGUUUUUGCUACUGUUAGUGCCUAUUUGGUCGAUUCAUAUGUUCGUUACGCUGCAUCCGUGACUGCCGCCAAUGUUUUUCUGCGCUCGCUUUUUGGUGCCGUCUUGCCGCUGGCUGGUCCAUCAAUGUAUGAUGCGCUUGGGUUGGGAUGGGGAAAUUCGCUGUUAGCAUUCAUUGCGCUUGCUAUGUGCUUUGUCCCAUUCCUUUUUGUGAGGUACGGAGCAAUGAUUCGAACUCAUCCACGAUUCCAGGUGGAGCUUCGUUGA
Messenger RNA from Penicillium pulvis, 1503 nucleotides. RefSeq names its product MFS transporter. NCBI's taxonomy places the organism in Eukaryota, Fungi, Ascomycota, Eurotiomycetes, Eurotiales, Aspergillaceae. The transcript has 3 exons. The record is from RefSeq and is a predicted model, not a curated record. Gene Ontology annotation, biological process: transmembrane transport. Gene Ontology annotation, molecular function: transmembrane transporter activity. Bases 1 to 1503 code for a protein of 500 amino acids.